AUGGCUGGUGAUUGGAAUGCAAGGAACACCGACUGGGGGGACAAAAAUAUAAAUGAAAGAGGCGUUCUCCUAUACAACUGGGUGGAAGAUGCUGGAAUACUAAAUAAAACAACAUUGUACACCCCGAACAAGCCAACCUUCCCUAGUGCUGGUUCGUUUCUAGACCACUGUCUAGCUGACUCUAGAAUCACACUCAGAGGACUAAUAAAUGGAAAAUUGAUCACUCUCCCAUAUGAUAGUGAUCACAAUGCUAUCAGUUUCAAAAUAGAUUGCAAUAAUUUUUUAAAAGGGAUCUCAAGUAUAACACCAACACCUGUAAGAUAUAAUUACAAAAAAGCCAAUUGGACUAGGUUUGCUGAUCACUUAGAAAAUAAUAUUACCGAACACCUACCUCAUGACAGAAAUUUAACAAUAAACGAAAUAGACACCAAUAUACUAAAACUGGAAAAUUACAUACAAGAUGCGAUCUCUACAACAAUUCCCAUAGUUAAAGACAAUACCAAAAAGGGCUGCCAGAAGUACGUCAAUCACAAAAUCAUUAAGCUACAUAGGUAUAAAUCAGCGCUGGUAGCUGAAUUGUUCAAAAAUAAGGAUAAUAAAGAACAAGUUAAAACAGUAAUAAAAAUGGUUAACAAACAGCUGAUUACCGAAUUUAGAAACGCUGAAACAGCACUCUGGGAAAGUUUGGCCAAAAAUAUCAACUAUAGAGACUCAUCUAAGUUCUUUCCAAACAUCAAUAGACAUUUUAGAUACAAAGAGCCGCCACGUAUCGAUACAUUAAAAAUCAACAAAAAUAGUCCAUUAAUCUCAGAACUCACGCUGAAUAACACCAGUCUAGCAGUAGAUAAUAAUAAUAAUUACAUCAUUGAUCAGCCAACCACAAAACUGAACAUCAUAGGUAAUUAUUUUGAAACCAUCAACUCACCACGAUAUACAAACAUUGGCACACCGACUAAACACCUGGCUGAUUUAGCAGCUGAAGACAUAAAAACAAGAAUAGAUAGUCUCAGAAGAUUCAAUAACACACACACCAAUUUUUCAAAAACAAAUCCAGCUCAUUAUCCAACACUGAACCAGGACACAUCAAAUUACUUACAUACAUAUAUACAAGUAGCCCUCACUCUGAAGACAGCUAAAAAUAAAACCUCAUCCGGCAUAGAUAAUAUCCCGAUGAUAGUUCUGAAACAUCUACCAACCUCAGUUGUUAAAGAUUACACCAUAAUCCUUAACAACUGUUUCAACCAUUCCUACUAUCCUACCCGAUGGAAGAAAGCUAAGGUCAUACCAAUAAAGAAAAAAGAUAAAGAUCACUCCAAACCAGCGAGCUAUAGGCCAAUUAGUCUUACUGUUAACAUUAGUAAAAUCUUCGAGAAAUUAAUCAAGACCCAGCUCAUGACUCACGUUAAUAAUAACAACAUUCUUCCAGAUCAGCAAUAUGGAUUCAGAGCAAGACACUCCACUGUCCAUGCAAUAAAUAAAUUCGCAUCUGACAUAAAUAGACAUCUGUUAAACGGUAAACUAGUUGGCACUGCACUUAUAGAUCUGGAAAAGGCAUUCGAUUCUGUCUGGCUGAAUGGCCUUAUUUACGUGCUAAUUCAAAUGAAUUUUCCCGUGUCUCUAAUUCUGCUGAUCUACGAUAUGAUCCACGGUAAAUCUUUCAUCGUUUGGGAUGGUACCAACAUAUCAACACUCACAUUUAAUAUACUAGAGGGUCUUCAGCAAGGAACCGUAACCUCGCCAAUACUUUUCAUCAUAUACACUAGUAAAAUUCUUAAUAAAUUUGGUCUAAAUUCAAAUAAUAACACUCAUAGUGGAGCCUAUGCAGAUGAUGAAGUAGUAUACGUGGCGGACAAUAAGAUAACAACAAUUCAGGAUAAACUAACAAAAAUAGUUAAUGAUAAAUAUCACUGUUAUAAAUUAUGGAACCUGAAAAUGAACCCAGAUAAGAGCGAGACAAUUUUAUUCAGAAAGACUGUGAAUGAGAUAUCGCCUCUCACAGUCCCACUAAUCAAGACAUUCCAGAUCACUAUUACGGACAAAGACUCAGGCGAAAUAUUCAACAUACCAAAUAAAGACACGGUCAAAUAUCUGGGAAUCCAUUUUGACUACCUGAUACGAAUGAACAAACAUCACGCUAUCCAGCUGAAAAAAGCUAAAAACGCAUUCAGAGCAAAUUCCCGGAUAUUCUACAACAGAAACAUACAAACUAAAGCUAAGUUGAUAUGCUAUCAACUUCUAGUCAGGCCUAUCUUCAGUUAUGCGGCCCCAAUUUGGUGGAAUGUUGGCCCAUCGGUCAUGGAGAAGUAUCGCAGAUUCGAGAGAUCCUGCCUAAAAACCUGCUUAGGUAAAUACAGGUCAGCCGAAUCCAAUUACAUCAAGCGACUCAGCAACAGUGAAAUAUAUGAUCAAGCAGACAUCACCAGGUUCGAUUGCUUCUGCCUUACUCUCACAAGAAACUACUUUAGUACCAUAUACGAAAUCGGUAACGACGCAAUCAACAAGCUGAAGGUGGAGAACCCCGAGCUGGCGAGAAGGAUGGCUGGUAGUAAUUAUAGUCCACCAGAGCUAUUCACCAAUCUUGACCGUAUGGGAUGCAUACAAAACGAAUAUAAUGUGCCUAUUAUUUAUCACAUAAGAAGGCACUGUGCAAGGAAAGCUAUAUACACAGAUAUGGACCACAUACCACCAGAGUCCAUAGUAUAUUCAACAGCACUUCCGACUAGAGACCGCGAUAGCCUUGACAGGCUAAGCGAAAAAUACUGGUGGCUUCAGGGCGAAGCUAAACAGCUAGAUGAAUUAAGAAGAAGAGCCAGACUCAAGAAGCAGCAAAACGAACAACAACAAAGAGCACGACCGCGCUUAAAUAGCCAAAGAUUAAAUAGGCAGUAA
Molecule: messenger RNA, 2889 nt
Organism: Microplitis demolitor
Lineage: Eukaryota; Metazoa; Arthropoda; Insecta; Hymenoptera; Braconidae
Exons: 1
Coding region: 1-2889 (962 amino acids)
Molecular function (GO): catalytic activity
Source: RefSeq, a predicted model, not a curated record